Molecule: messenger RNA, 333 nt
Organism: Penicillium daleae
Lineage: Eukaryota; Fungi; Ascomycota; Eurotiomycetes; Eurotiales; Aspergillaceae
Exons: 2
Coding region: 1-333 (110 amino acids)
Source: RefSeq, a predicted model, not a curated record
AUGUCUCCGGAAUACUCAGCUGCCUACCUGGCAGAGGACCGCAGGCAGCCAGCGAUGAUCGGAAUUGAUGUAGUCACGGCGCUUUCGUUCAUAAUUGUCAUGAUUCGCCUUUAUGCUCGCAGAGUUUUGAUUCGUGAGCUUGGUUGGGAUGAUCUUUUUAUUUCGCUUGCGCAGCUGACUAACUGGGCUACUAUGGGACUUUGUAUGAUGAUACUUCGGUACGGCUCCGGUCGACAUCUUGCAGCCCUCGUCAGUACCCCUGAGACGCUUGCGAACAUUUACAAGUGGUUUGUUACAACCCAGAUGGUCUACAUGUUCAACCUGUGGCUUUGA